AUGUCCUCACUCGGUGUUGCAGGCGUAUUGGAGAAACCUUACGGUCACUUGACCUCGCGUGACCCUGAAAACUUCUGGACCUCAGGGCAGUGGAUGACGGAACGUAAAGGAGGUUCUGAUGUGGCUGGUGGUACUGAGACUGUUGCCAAACAACAGCCUGAUGGAAGUUACAAACUAUACGGCUUCAAAUGGUUCACCUCGGCAACAGACUCCAACAUGACACUAACGUUAGCCAGGAUCAUGGACGAACAGGGAUCCACUUUGGAGGGGACAAGAGGGCUGACGCUGUUCUACGUGGAGAUGAGGGAUGAGGACGGAAAGCUCAACCACAUUGAGGUUCAGAGACUGAAGGACAAGCUGGGCACACGCCAAGUACCCACUGCAGAGCUCCUUCUGGAUGGAGCCAAGGCAUACAAGGUGUCAGCAGAGGGCCGGGGAGUGGCCUCCAUCGCCAACAUGCUGACCAUAACCCGGGUACACAACGUCAUCGCAGCAGCUGGAGUUAUGCGAAGAAUAAUUAAUCUGGGGAGAACAUAUGCCACUAAACGGUUUGUCUUUGGCAAGUUCGUCAAAGAUCAUCCUCUGCACGUCCAGACCAUGGCAAGAAUGGAGGUUGAGGCUCGUGGAGCUUUUCUGCUGCUGAUGGAAGUGGCUCGUUUGCUGGGUCUUGAGGAAACCGCAUUGGCUUCGGAGCAGGAUCUGCACAUCCUUCGUCUUCUCGCUCCGGUUGUAAAAUUGUACACCGGCAAACAGGCUGUUGCUGUGGUUUCCGAGGGGUUAGAAUGCUUUGGUGGACAGGGUUACAUCGAGGACACUGGACUCCCAGUGCUGCUGAGGGAUGCCCAGGUCCUCAGCAUCUGGGAAGGUACUACCAACGUUCUGGCUUUGGAUGUGCUACGUUCUCUCGCCAAGAGUCAAGGGAAGGUUUUGGAGUUUUUUUCCUUGGAUGUAAAAGUUAAACUGCAAGCAGCCUCUAAAAACACCGAGUUGAUCUCCUCAAUAGAACGUGUAGAGAGCAGCCUCCACGCACACGAGCAGUUUGCACAGAAAGCCGCUGGGAGAGACGCUUCUUUCAUGGAAGUGGCAGCCAGAGAUUUUGCUUACGGCCUGGCGAGAAUUUAUGCAGGCACUCUCCUCUUGGAACACGCUGCCUGGAUAGGAGCUACUCCUAUGGAUGUCUAUGCUGCUCAAAAGUGGUGUGAACAGGAUUUGUGCCCUAUGCUCACUGCAGAUAAACAUGGCUGUUACACUGAAUCACGCAUCGCCAUGGAUUUAGCUUUGCUUUACGACAGAAGCCCAGAUGUCAGUGCCUAACUCUGAAGGCUGCACUUAAUACCACUUUGAAAGAAAACAAAAUACUCUAUAUACAAAAGUGCCUGGUUAGCAAAAGAUAAUCAAAACUAAUGUGUUAAAUUCAGAAACAACAACUUGCAUUUAUAUAGCGACUUUCAUCUCCCAAAGCACUGGGAUUUUUGUUAAUGGUAAACAGUUACCGUUAAUGGUAAACAUCAAUUACCGUAAUGGGUAAUCUUUAUAACUCUUGAUCAUAACAAAGAAACUGGAUUUGUUUCAAUUGAAAACUAAAAAACGCGGCUAAUUUAGUUUGAAGAAAUGUACUGAACUUCAGUUUAAACUUAAAAAAAAUCUUAAGCAAAAGAGGUCAUUGACUGCUUUCUCUAAGCACUGAGAAGGAGGGAUACAAUGAAAAAGCACCACAUUUCAUCAAAAAAUGUCGGAAUUGGUGAAUCUCAACAGAACUGUUAUCCCUCUUCCAAUCUCUCCCCCCCCCCAUAUGUUAACACGAUUAUUUACCCAUGAAUAUUAUGAAAUUUACAAGAAACAGCCUAAGUUCUGUAUUCAGAUGCAAAUGUUUUUAAUUACAGUAUAAACCUACAUUUUUCCAACACUCACUUUUGACAUAACACUUUUCAAGUCAAGAGGAUGUCUUAAAGAGUUUCACAGGAUUUUAUUGUAAAGUGUAAUGACCAUCCGUGUGUCAUUAUGUAGUCAAACGCGGCAGCUGAGAGUGUGGUUGGUGAAGAGAAACAUGACUGAGCUGAAAGGAUUGUUAACCUGGGAACAGCAGAUCAAUAAAAAACAGACUCCCAAGUUUGAGAUGAA
This is a messenger RNA of Callorhinchus milii (elephant shark), 2121 nucleotides long. RefSeq names its product acyl-CoA dehydrogenase family member 11. The record is from RefSeq and is a predicted model, not a curated record. Gene Ontology annotation, molecular function: oxidoreductase activity, acting on the CH-CH group of donors. The coding region runs from base 1 to 1314 and encodes 437 amino acids. The transcript is spliced from 12 exons. NCBI's taxonomy places the organism in Eukaryota, Metazoa, Chordata, Chondrichthyes, Chimaeriformes, Callorhinchidae.